ACAAAAGGUAUAGAAACAAAUUUGCAGAGGCCGUUCCCUCUCCAACACAAAUUGUGAUCGAAACCGUUUCUCUCUCUUUCUCUCUCUCUCAAGCGUAAACCGAAAAAGGAAUACAGCGGCACCAACUAAGAGCAAGGCCAGUACAUAAUGCACUGACCUGUCUCCAUUAUUUUUCAAUUUCAUUCUAUCGUUUAAAAAAAAAAAGUUGAUAUUGAAAAUUCAGUGGGGAUUAAUGCUCGCAGUGAAGCAUGAGAGAGGAAUCGAGGCAUUCUCCAUGGAAGACGCAGAAUUUGAAGAGGAUUUGGUCGACACCAUUAAUUUCGACGACAUUCUCAUCGGAAUCGGAGACGGCGACGUGUUGCCUGAUUUGGAAAUCGAUAACGAAUUCUUCGCCGAAUUCUCAGGCUCCGAAUCUGACACGAAAUUAGAGACUGAAAAUAAUUCGCGAGCAGAUUCAGUUUCCGAUGUCGAUUUGGUUCAGAAACCCGAACCGGAAGUGAAGGAUCCGGAUUUGAAAGAAGCUGACGACAGGAGCAAGAUAUCGUCGUCGUUUCGCUGUAAAAACCCACCGGGGAAGAAGAAAACCAAGGUGGAUUGGACGCCGGAAUUGCACCGGCGGUUCGUGCAGGCGGUGGAGCAGCUAGGGAUUGACAAGGCGGUGCCGUCGAGAAUUCUGGAAAUCAUGGGGAAUGACUGCCUUACACGCCAUAACAUUGCCAGCCAUCUUCAAAAAUAUCGAUCUCACUGGAAACAUGUGCAAGCGCGGGAAGCUGAGGCAGCUAGCUGGGGCCGGAGGCGGCAGAUGUACGGAACCACGGCAGAUGUGAAUCCUUGGGUUGCACGUACUAUUGGCUUUCCUCCGGCAACACCGAAUUUUAGACCCUUACAUGUAUGGGGUCAUCCAUCCGUCGACCAAUCAUUGAUGUACACGUGGCCUACACACUUGCCUCAGCCGCACGCUUGGCCUUCGCCACUGGCUGACCCAUCAUCCCUUUGGCAUCCACAUCACCAAUAUGUUCCGCCGCCGAGCACAAUAUAUUUUCCGCAGCCGCAAUUUCAACCUACGUUUGUUUCCUUGCAGAGAUUUCCACGGCCGCCCACCGGAGUACCGGCCGUGCAGCCGCCUUCCGAUGUUCAUCCGUCAAAAGAGAGCAUAGAUGCAGCCAUCGGAGAUGUUCUAAAGAAACCAUGGCUGCCGCUGCCACUUGGAUUAAAGCCCCCGUCCAUGGAUAGUGUGAUGGUUGAACUACGACGCAAAGGGGUAUCAAAAAUACCUCCCAAUUAGCCCUUGAUUAUUAAAAUGAUUCCAACUUCUCUUCCCAAUAAAUAUGCUACUAGCACUAAGAUUAGGCCUCUGGAAUGGUAGCGGAUAUGUUCAAGUUCAUCAUAUAGGGAGAUUAUGCUAGUUUUAUAAGAGUAUUAAGAUUCUUCUAUUGGUUGUUAGUACAAAGUGGGCUUGCUUCAAUAGUACUACAAGCAAGUGUGCGUAUUUGGUCACUACCACUAGAAGAAUUGUAUUACAAAAUUGGGAACUCACAACAUAAUGAAUACGACCUAACUCCACAUGUAUCUUCAA
Molecule: messenger RNA, 1576 nt
Organism: Salvia hispanica
Lineage: Eukaryota; Viridiplantae; Streptophyta; Magnoliopsida; Lamiales; Lamiaceae
Product: transcription activator GLK1-like
Biological process (GO): positive regulation of DNA-templated transcription
Cellular component (GO): nucleus
Molecular function (GO): transcription cis-regulatory region binding; DNA-binding transcription factor activity
Source: RefSeq, a predicted model, not a curated record